CCCCCUCGGUCGCAGAGUGGAUCGCAGUGAGCAGGCACAGGAAAAAGUAUUUGGAAGUAGGACGAGGCAGCCUGACUUCACUUGCAAGCACGGGCGCCGACUCUAAACACAGCGGAGAAGUUUGCCGCGUCUGAAGAGGGAGCGAGCCGCCUCCGACGUGUAUCGCCCUGAUUAAUAUUUAUUUUUCCUACUUUACGCGAGACUAAACACUGAGCGCCAGGAAGAAUGCACAAGCGCACCAAGAUAAAUAUUGCCAUUUUUGUGCUGCUGGUGGGCAUGGCCUGCAUGUUCACCGCGGUGGUGACGGACUACUGGGCCGUGCUCAGCCCUCAGGUGAAGAAGGUCAACGACACCUGCGAAGCGGCUCACUUUGGCCUGUGGAGGCUGUGCAAGAAGCAAAUCUACAUCAGCGCUGACAUCUACCAGGAGAAGCAUGGAUGCGGACCCAUCAGCCUGCCAGGAGAUGAAAACUGCACUUACUUCGGCCACUUCACUCCAGGACAGGACACGGAGAUAUUUGAACACAAAACACAGAAAGAGUACAACAUCUCCGCUGCAGCCAUCUCCAUCUUCAGUUUGGCCUUCAUGAUCUUGGGAUGCCUGUGUUUGAUUGGCUCGUGCACCGGCAAAGGCAAAGGACGACUAUACCUUCUCAAACCUGCUGGAAUGUUCUUUGCGUUUUCAGGUCUGUGUUCGUUCAUCUCCUUGGAGGUGAUGCGUCAGUCGGUCAAACGCAUGAUCGAGAGCGAGGACACCAUCUGGAUCCAGUACUACUACAGCUGGUCCUUCGCUUGUGCCUGCGUCGGUUUCAUCCUUCUCUUUCUCACCGGCAUCGCCCUCCUCAUCCUCUCCAUGCCACAAAUGCCCAGGAACCCAUGGGAGACUUGCAUGGACGCUGAGCCCGAGCAAGCGGAGUGACGAGAGCAAGGAUUCAGUAUGAAGAGCUGGCCAAAAAGAGAGGGGGUGGCUUGGAAGGACCAUGGCCAUAAUUGGAAAAUUUACCUCUCAACCAUUAAACAACUUGAAUGUAGGUCUUUUGUAUACGUUUCUGGAAUAUUUACAGUAAAUAAAAAGUGGGAUGUCAUCUCUUAAA
Messenger RNA from Nerophis ophidion (straightnose pipefish), 1093 nucleotides. Its product is annotated as voltage-dependent calcium channel gamma-1 subunit-like. The record is from RefSeq and is a predicted model, not a curated record. The transcript is spliced from 4 exons. NCBI's taxonomy places the organism in Eukaryota, Metazoa, Chordata, Actinopteri, Syngnathiformes, Syngnathidae. Gene Ontology annotation, molecular function: calcium channel regulator activity; voltage-gated calcium channel activity. Bases 226 to 918 code for a protein of 230 amino acids. Gene Ontology annotation, biological process: regulation of calcium ion transmembrane transport via high voltage-gated calcium channel; calcium ion transmembrane transport. Gene Ontology annotation, cellular component: membrane; L-type voltage-gated calcium channel complex.